Molecule: messenger RNA, 3192 nt
Organism: Amphimedon queenslandica
Lineage: Eukaryota; Metazoa; Porifera; Demospongiae; Haplosclerida; Niphatidae
Product: membrane-bound transcription factor site-1 protease-like
Exons: 17
Coding region: 42-3074 (1010 amino acids)
Biological process (GO): proteolysis
Cellular component (GO): Golgi apparatus
Molecular function (GO): serine-type endopeptidase activity
Source: RefSeq, a predicted model, not a curated record
CUAUCCGUAUACUAACUCAAUCAUCAACAUUGAGGGACAGCAUGAAUGAGGUACUGUUUCUCUUGUUCCUCCUCUGUGCAGUGAGAGCUACUGCUCCCGAGGAGUGUAGCCAUUGGAACACGACUACUCAUUCCCCUCUGGACUGUAUCACUUCAUCCCGCGUAGAAUCAGAAUUCAUAAUCACUUUCAAAGGCUAUUACAAGGAAGAGGCCAGGGAGGGUUUCAUAUCUGCAGCCCUCAGGACCAACUCCUGUUCCUCCUCGUGGCAUACAAUCCUUCGCUCUAAUCCCAGUCAACAUUUCCCUUCAGAUUUCUCUGUCAUUCAUUUAUCUGAAGAGGGCAACGUGACACAAUGCCUCUCCUCCCUCUCUCGUCAUCCUCUUGUAAAACUAGUCACACCUCAUAGGAAGUUCUCGCGGUCUCUCUCGUGUGCCGAGGGGAAGGGGGAGGGGCUUAGAGGAGGCGUGAGAAGACGUGGUGUGCUAGGAGAGAGUGUGAGAGAUGACCAGAAGUGGCUGGUCGGGCGGAGACUCUUGAGAGCAAUACCUCGUCAAAUCACGUCCGCACUACAUGCUAAUGUACUAUGGACAUUGGGACACACAGGGAAAAACAUAAAAGUUGCCGUGUUUGAUACCGGAUUGGCCGGUAACCAUCCUCACUUCCGUCACAUCAGUGACCGGACUGACUGGACAGACGAGAAGACAAUGGAGGAUCAUCUUGGACACGGUACAUUUGUCGCUGGUGUCAUAGCCAGCUCUUCAGAGUGUCUGGGGUUUGCGCCUGACUCUGAACUGUUCAUAUUCCGUGUAUUUACAAAUAACCAGGUAUCCUAUACCAGCUGGUUUCUUGAUGCAUUUAACUAUGCUAUACUCAAGCGUAUUGAUGUCCUUAACCUCAGCAUUGGUGGGCCUGACUUCCUUGAUCAACCUUUCAUUGAGAAAGUAUGGGAAUUAACUAGUAAUGGUGUCAUAAUGAUAUCUGCUAUUGGAAAUGACGGGCCAUUGUACGGUACUCUUAACAAUCCAGCUGAUAUGAUGGAUGUGAUUGGCGUCGGUGGGAUUGACUAUGAAGAUCGUCUUGCUCCUUUCUCUUCCCGUGGCAUGACAACAUGGGAGCUGCCUCAAGGCUACGGUCGUGUGAAACCGGACAUCAUCACCUACAGCAGCGGUGUCCGUGGUUCGGCCCUUCACUCCGGCUGCCGGUCACUCAGCGGAACCAGUGUUGCUUCACCGGUUGUCACAGGUGCUGUUGCUCUUCUAGCGAGUGCUGUGGAUAAAUCAAAGGUCAACCCAGCGAGUAUGAAGCAGUCCCUAAUGGCCACGGCUCAGCGGAUACCAGGAGCUAAUAUGUUUGAGCAAGGGAUGGGGAAGCUUGAUUUAGUGAGGGCGUAUCACGAGUUGAGUCAGUAUACUCCUCGUGUUUCGCUCGUCCCUUCGUACGUUGAUCUCUCGGAGUGUCCAUAUUUCUGGCCGUAUUGCACCCAGCCUCUUUAUUAUGGUGGGAUGCCUAUUGUCAUUAAUGUGACUAUACUCAAUGGUAUGGGAGUCACUGGAUACAUUUUAAACAAGCCAAUAUGGCAGCCUUACAUCAGUGCCAAUGGGAAACUCAUUGAAGUCUCUCUCUCUUACUCUCAGAUCAUAUGGCCUUGGUCUGGUUGGCUCGCCAUUAGUGUAAGUAUUUCUGAAUUAGGCGCUAAAUUCACCGGAGAAGCAGCUGGUCAGAUAACACUCACUAUAUCUACACCAACAAAUUCACUAUCUAAAGAGUCUCAUAUAUCAACGGUUCAUCUUCCCAUUAGAGUCCCAAUAAUACCCACUCCUCCUCGCCAGUUGAGACUCCUUUGGGACCAGUUCCACAACCUGAGGUAUCCCCCCGGGUACUUCCCACGGGAUAAUCUCCACAUGAAGUCCGACCCUCUUGAUUGGAACGCUGACCACAUUCACACUAACUUUAAAGACAUGUACACCUACUUGAGGUCUCAGGGAUACUUCAUUGAAAUUAUUGGUUCUCCGCUGACUUGUUUUGAUGCAACUAAAUACAGUAUAUUGCUCAUUGUUGAUAAUGAAGAGGAGUUCUUUCCAGCUGAAAUAAAGAAACUAGCCAAAGAUGUUUUAGAUCACGGACUGUCCAUUCUUGUAUUUGCUGAUUGGUAUAACGUGGAUGUGAUGCAAAAGUUAAAGUUUUACGAUGAGAACACUAGGCAAUGGUGGAUGCCUGAUACAGGUGGAGCAAAUAUCCCAGCAUUGAAUAACUUGCUAUCAACAUGGGGAAUAGCAUUAAGCGAUCAAGUGAUGGAGGGUGAUUUUGAAUUGACUGAUUCUACUUCUCUUCUCUCUUACACUGUCACUUAUGGUAGUGGGACAACAAUAGCUUCCUUCCCCAUUAAUAACAGCUACCUUUACUUUGCUGAUCUGAAAGAUCAAAAGAUUGAAGUUGUAACUGGGGCUAGUUCCCAUCACAGGUCUGUCCCAAUACUAGGCAUUCAUCAGACUCUUAAUGUCACUGCUAGUAAACCAGCACUCGUGAACGGUCAGGUACCAACUGAUCCUAUAGCAUCAGGUCGUGUCGCUGUCUAUGGUGACUCAAACUGUAUCGAUUCUGCUCACCUCCAAUCUGAUUGUUUUAAGUUGUUGGAUGAGUUAAUAUCAUAUUGUGUUAGUUCAGUUGUUCCCACAUUCAUGGCACCAGCUGUUCAAUUAGCUCCUCCCUCCCACCUCCCUGAGCGAAUGGAAGGUAACCGGUUGCACCAGUUCUCAAAGGUUCUUGAUUCUUCUGAUCCUCAUGAGUACCACCCCCUACCCUCCUGCCCCCACUGGGUUUGGGCUAUGCCACGCCCACUUAAUGCAAGCUCUGAUUUCAUCAAACAAAUGCUUGAUAGCAAAGCAAGUGAUGCUGGGAGGGGUCUACUAACAUUAGGCCACACCCCCGACGAACAUGAUGACAUGAUUAUCGUCAACCCGUGGUACAUACCUUGGUUCCUACUGGUACCUCUUCUUCUCGGCUACUGGUUCUGUUGUAGGAAGAGAACUAGGAGCAGACGCUCUGUUUUUCUAUCAAAAUUACCUGUUGUAUAGUAGUAGACAUUGAUUUUUUAUGUUUCUCAUCUUGACGACCAUUAUCUUGGCAAGAUGGUCGGCGAGGCUCGAUCUCAAUUGCCAUUUCAGUUCUCAAAUAAAUUAUUAUUUUAAAUUA